GGAUCGGGGAGCAGAGGACCGGGAUCGCUGAGGGACUCACUGGACUCACAGCGACCUUUCACUGCUGGAGUCCACCAGAAAAAAUCCCAAAUAUCCAGAAAGCGUCCGAGCAGUUCGUGGAAUUCUGCUGGAAUAUUGAUCGGGAAACUUUGGCUCGGACCACACCACGGCACUGCGGACAAACAAACUCGGACUCAGACCCAUGCUGCCAGGCCCGGAGCAAGGCCCAGUGUGUGGAUGUGUGUGAAUAUGUACGUCUGAGUGCCUCGAAGCGCGUGUUUUGAGACUGCCGUGUGCCUUUGAGUGAGCCAACGUCUUGCUGUGUGAGUGCUGGUGUGAGGAUGAGGGCCGUCACUCUGCUGUGUCUCCUGAUGGUCGCGGAGGUCGGAGCCUCUCGCUUCAUCCGUGACUCCCAGGGCAGCUCCGAAGCUUCAGAACCCUCAAAGAACAACGCCUCCGUCCCGCUUCCGCCCCUACAGCCGGCCCGGCCGCGGGGCUCCUCCCCCCCCAUGUGCAUAAAGCCCUUUGAGAUCAAGUACGCCUUCAAGUACGUCAACACCAUUGUGUCCUGUCUGAUCUUUGUGGUGGGGAUCAUCGGCAACUCAACGCUGCUCAGGAUCAUAUAUAAGAACAAGUGUAUGAGGAAUGGACCCAAUGUCCUGAUCGGCAGCCUGGCGCUGGGAGACCUGCUUUACAUUAUUAUCGCCAUCCCCAUCAACGUGUUUAAGCUAAUAGCCGAGGACUGGCCGUUCGGCGUGUAUGUUUGCAAGCUGAUGCCGUUCAUCCAGAAAGCUUCGGUGGGGAUCACUGUCCUCAGCCUGUGCGCCCUCAGCAUUGAUCGCUACCACGCCGUGACGUCAUGGAGCAGGGUGAAGGGGAUGGGGAUCCCUCUGUGGAAAGCAGUGGAGGUGACCCUGAUCUGGCUGGUCGCCGUGCUGCUCGCAGUCCCUGAGGCGCUGGCGUUCGACAUGUUGGAGAUACCGUACAGGGGCAACAAGCUGCGCGUGUGUAUGCUGCAUCCAGAGCAGACCACCAGCUUCCUGAAGUUCUACCAGGAUGUGAAAGACUGGUGGCUGUUCGGCUUCUAUUUCUGCUUCCCACUGGCCUGCACGGGAAUCUUCUACACGCUCAUGUCCUGUGAGAUGCUCAGCCGUAAAAAAGGCAUGCGCAUCGCACUCAACGACCACAUGAAGCAGCGGAGGGAAGUGGCGAAGACGGUGUUCUGCCUCGUGUUAAUUUUUGCUCUCUGCUGGCUGCCCCUUCAUCUCAGCCGCAUUCUGAAGAAAACAAUGUAUGACCAAAAUGACCCGAACCGCUGCGAACUGCUCAGCUUCCUGUUAGUGAUGGAUUACAUUGGCAUCAACAUGGCCUCCCUAAACUCCUGCAUUAACCCGAUUGCCCUCUACUUUGUCAGCCAGAAGUUCAAGAACUGCUUCCAGUCUUGCCUGUGCUGCUGGUGCUACAGAACGUCUUCGUUGGACGAACGAGGACGCUGGAAGGGCUCUUGUCACGGGAACGGACUAGACCGUUCCAGCUCCCGCUCCAGUCAGAAAUACACAAGCUCUUCAUAAACACACAAACACACACACACACACACACAUACACACACACACACGAAUCACACACCGCUUCUGCCAAACCCAUGUUCCUAUCAGCUCCCAUCACGGAGAAAAAGCGCCGUUACUGCCAACAGACCGGGAAAGGGAAAGCUGGAGCGAGGUAGAAGGAGGAGGUAGAAGACUGAGAUAAAAAAGGAUCAACCCAAACUGAUGAAUGAAGUAGCAGGACUGUACCUGUCCAGGCUGUAAUGUUAACUACAAAAACAAUGACGCAAGGCUGCAUAAAUCUGUUCAUACUCCCACACUGAGGCUUGUGUAGAAGACGAAAAGUCUCUCAGUGGACCAACAUGGUAAAUGCAUUUAUGAACAAUGUCUAUUAACCACAUGUAAAUUUAUGUACAGGAUUAUCUACAUGCAGUUUGCAGACGUAUGAUUAGAUGUAGCCUCAGUGCUUUAUGUAUGAGUAGCAGCUCCGAUAAGUACUACCUGUUGAAGCUUUGAUACCUCACGGGGAAAGAUAGAGGGAAACUGUGAUCCUGAGCUGUUUUCCAACUUUUCUGAGCCCCUGCAUAUGAACGCAAUCAGUAGCUGAUUAUCUGACAGUCCGCCGCAUGUUGUCACUGAGCUCUUCAGUGACCGUGUGCCUUGCUGACAUCACACCAGGGUAACAGGAGGCCCACUGUGUGGCUGACAGUCAUGUGGCGAGGCGAACAUCGGACAUAUUUUAUCUGGAAAUCAUCAAUGCUUCAAGUCAUGUGGAGGGCAGCUGUUGUCCGAGAGCGCUGACAAAUACCAGAUGAUUCCCAUCCUGCUAGGCUGAAGAGGUCAUUAUUGGGCCUGUUAUUACUGCGGUGUUCAUGCUGUUGUAAGUGGUCUCUGUUUCCACUGUGUUUAAAGUCUUAACCUGUCUCUUACAAUGUAGCUUUAUUUUUAUAAGAAAAUAUCCCAAAAACACAUGAAGCUUGUUUAAUCUUUCAACACGAGGUGUUUGUUUAUUAUUUCCCCAAACUUUUUCUCCAGUGAGCGGUCAUGUUACAUAGAUAAUGUUCCUGCAGCUGGAAAUUACUUAGAGCGCAGAGCUGUGCGAGGAAAACAUUUUCCAAACUCAAUCCUCUUGAAAGCUUUGGGAAGGAAGCAGAAAUCCUGCACAGAUGGAUGUUUUUCAGAGAGGUGUUUAUAGAGGAGAUUGCAUUUCUUCAUGUAAUGGCCUUAGAAAUUAUUUAGAUUUUUCCCAUUAAAUGUAAUCCAGGACUUUUGGCUGAUUUCAUGUAUUUAAGCAGCAUCAUUUGUGAAAGAGAGAUGCAAGCUCAAGAAGGAUCCUAUGAUGGGAUAUGCACAACACAGUAAGAAAAAUGUGUUCAGUACUUGGUAAUUACAUUCUUGUGACAAACCUUGUGAUGGCAACCUGUCAAGAAAAAAAUAAUGUACACCAUUUGACGGCUAACCCCAUCAGAGGGAACAAUGGAUUGCGUGCUCUCUGCAUCAUCACGUGGGAAAAUGAAUGCAAGCCUGCUUUAAACCUAGAUGAAUCAAAGUUUUCAACACUGGCAGUGCUGAGAGCGUGUACUGAUGAUACAAACACAAGACAAAGCCACUUUAUCUGCUGCUCUUUUUGGCUCCCAGUACAUCAUGAAUAAGAUAAUGGUGUUCUGAAUUUGCUACGUCAAACUAAGGAGCAAAAAGUGUCCUUUCAAAACCAAAUUUGUGCUGAGAAACUGGACAAGCUGUGUGUGUGUUCACACUGAAGCAUUUUUAAAUGAACUUGAUUUAUCUAUAUAGUUGUCUGGACAAAAUGUUUCCUCUGGCGCCGAUCAUGCAGUAUGUGACUCAUUAACUCAUCACUUCUAUUUAUGCCAUCUUUGCUGUGCUGUUAGCUCCACCUAAAGGCACCUGUGUACUGGAGGGUCUGAACAGCUUCAUAGAGGGGCCACCAAGCUAUGACAUGUAGAAGUAAUGUGAGGUUGAAGAUAAAGUGUAAUGUGAAUAUUGGCCCUGAUGUUUUAAAUGACAUUUAUACUGUAUGUAUGUGCUGAGGGUAUGCAGCAAUAAAUAUUAUU
This is a messenger RNA of Chelmon rostratus (copperband butterflyfish), 3616 nucleotides long. RefSeq names its product endothelin receptor type B-like. The transcript is spliced from 8 exons. The record is from RefSeq and is a predicted model, not a curated record. The coding region runs from base 342 to 1571 and encodes 409 amino acids. Gene Ontology annotation, molecular function: endothelin receptor activity. NCBI's taxonomy places the organism in Eukaryota, Metazoa, Chordata, Actinopteri, Chaetodontiformes, Chaetodontidae. Gene Ontology annotation, biological process: G protein-coupled receptor signaling pathway; enteric nervous system development; regulation of blood pressure. Gene Ontology annotation, cellular component: membrane.